Postia placenta MAD-698-R-SB12 is the source of this 2931-nucleotide messenger RNA. RefSeq lists its product as hypothetical. The coding region runs from base 1 to 2931 and encodes 976 amino acids. Lineage: Eukaryota; Fungi; Basidiomycota; Agaricomycetes; Polyporales; Adustoporiaceae. The transcript has 9 exons. The record is from RefSeq and is a predicted model, not a curated record.
AUGCUCUUCCCGGGCCAACGCUUGAGGGUAUCGAAACUUCCGCUCCUUCAGAGUAAUUAUCCGUUCCUCACCUCGUCUUGCGGCUCGGGUACUACGCUUUUGCACCUGGAUACUGAUCUGCUGGCGGUCGCCGCUCAAGCUCUCUGCGCGAUCUCUCCGAAGGCGAUUACACUUCUUUCCAAGCGGCUUCUAAUCAACUGCUCCGUCUCGCGUCUCCAGCGCUAUCAUCUCGACUCAUCAAGCUUAUAUCGCCCGAAUGCCCUGCAGUGGAGCCUAUCUGAAAGCAAGGGUACUCGUAAGGAGACUUGUGUCUGCUUGCUGAGCCCGAAUGUGGAGGACAAAGCUACAAUAUUGGAUGAGGCGGAUGAACAUCAUCUCGCCUUCACCUCCAAAGGCAAGGACAAGUCGAUAGCUAUCCCGACUGAACAGAGUCAGGUCUUACGUUCUAAUGAACUGAACGAAGAUGGGUGGGCUUCGGAGCUCCAGGGAAACAUCCAUGUUUUCAACGGAGAUAUGCAAGAAUAUAUGGACAUCUUCGUACCAAGCCGGACGCCAAUGCCGAUGCGGGCUGCGCCGCCACAAAAUGUCUUCGCCAAUGUACCCGUGAACGUCCCUGAGUCUCAAAUGUACAUGCCACUAGUCGAAGGCCUACAAAUGUUGACUCAAGAUUUCGAGCAGUCGCUCAGACCUCACUUCCACAACAAUAGCAAGAAGAGAAUCAAAUUCCCGUACAAAGAACUCGAGCAUAACCAUCACAACACAGGUCCUGAUCUCAUCGCAUCUCUUCCUGGUGUGAAUGCGGUCCCGCGGUGGCGUAACAUUAGCCUGGUAAUCGAGGUCAAGAGGAAGAAGAGCCAAGAUCCUGUUGAUAAAUACGGUGCCGUGCACACCCAGACGAUGAUUCAGCUAGCGAAAAAUGCGCGAAACCUACUCCUCGUACAUCAACGGCUAUACACCAUCGUCGUCGGCAUGUACGGCCACAAGGCACGUCUCAUGCGUUUUGACCACACCUCGGCGGUAGUGUCCGCACAGUUUGACUACACACGAGAACCAGACAUCUUGCGCCAGUUCCUUUGGCGCUUCGUAAACCCAAUCUCGACUCGAUGCAAGGUUGUCGGAGAUGAUCCUUCUCUCCAUGUGCCUUCACCAGCAGAUUAUGCGUGGAUCAAUCGGGUGUUGGUGAAUCAUCAUCAACAUUCGCUUACACCAGAAGCUCAGUAUGGUUGCCGAUGGGUGACUUUCCGGGGCCCCUACGACAGGGAGGUAAGGUUCUGUAGAGUGAGGUUGCUGUUUGUGAAUCCGCGCCUCUUCUCUCGAGCCACUAGCGUGUGGGCAGCAUUCCUCGAAAACGACAACAGCGGGCGUCUCUUCAUUACAAAGGAUUACUGGCGACAGCUCGCAAGGCAGGAGUCAGAUGACGUGUUUUAUCGAUACAUCAAUGAUUUCGCUUCCCUCCGUGACCCAAGCGAACGGCCACGACUUCUGUUCGGGAUCGCAGAAUUCGGUUAUGUUAUCGAUUUAGGCGAACCAGAAGUGCCGGCGAGGCGUUGGAAGCCAAUUUCUGAUCCACAAGCAACGCAGGAUGCACACUGUUCAAGCACCUCCACGGACUCGACCGAUGAAUUCAACAUUGCCAGACCGGAGGAACCAUCGUUGAAACCCGUUGCUGGCACAGACUUUCACGGCCACUGUACUGCCUCAGCCGUUGUCCGCAAUCCUUACACAGCAUUCGUAAACGAGCGGACUCAGGUGCGAAUACUGUUGAACACAGCUGGUGCACCACUAUCUGGGUUCCGUAGGACAAGGAGAUUGGUCGAGGCGCUACGCGAUGCCAUCAUAGGCCAUCAGCGAGCUUAUGAGGCAGGUAUCCUCCAUCGUGACAUUAGCGAUGGAAAUGUGAUGUUCAACACGACUGCCGAUGCGCUCUCUGCGGGGUUCAUAUCAGAUUUUGAUCAAGCGUUCAAUUGGAAGCGAUUUCUCCAGCUGAGAGGCUGGGCUCCCACGCUGGCAAGCUGGCAGAAAUGCGUCAACGGUGGCGGUCGAGCUGGUAUCCCAGCUGUUGUUGAGUUGACUGAUCAACAGAAAGUAGAGAACAGAAUCCAGCUGGAGCGCGAUCAACUUAGUAGCAUGUUCAAAGAGAGAACAUCAAAUUGCUACUUCGUAGCAGUUGAGAUUCUCGAGGAACGCUCCCUCAAGCUGCCAAUUAUACACGAGGCCAGGCACGACCUCGAAUCGUUCUAUUGGCUUCUAUUAUGGCUAGUCCUACGACACACGGCGCACGAUCACCCUAAAGGCGCAUUUUCCUGCAGUUCGGUUUUUGCUGCUACCCGUGACGAUAAGCGGUCUAGACUCAAAGUGAAAUGGCUCUUAGAUCCAAAGGGAGACAUCGAGGUUGAAGAAAACAAUCCGCUGACCAUUCUCCUGGCGCACUUGAGACAGAUUUUCCAGUCAAACAGGAAAAGCUCAACAGUGGACAAUCAUCCAACACACGAGAAAGUUCUUACAGCGUUCUCAGACGCGUUGGCACUUCAGGGCUGGCCAGAAAGUGAUCCAGCGAGGCCGUUCCAACUUCCGAUCAAGUCACCGAAAAAGUUAAACGCGGCCACUGGACCGACUAUCACCGAGGACACUGCAACUGGACAAAUGGUCAUGACUACUGCGUCCAAUGGAGACCAAAGCUCAACUCAAGCAUAUCCUCUCUCAAAGUACAUUUCCAAGCGCAUACGGGAAAAGUCCCUAUGUAUGAAUGCACCAAGGAUUUAUGGGAGUCCCACUGUACGUGAUGAAGAUGUCGAAAUGGAAAGUGCAAACCAACACACGGCAAACAAGCGUACGGCAGACAAUCAUGAAAAUGACCACCCCGGGCCCGGGCGAAUCAAACGAAUGAAACUUCUCUUCAAUUCUUUAUUAGAUCUUUACAAUAACCAGUAA